Molecule: messenger RNA, 1067 nt
Organism: Phoenix dactylifera (date palm)
Lineage: Eukaryota; Viridiplantae; Streptophyta; Magnoliopsida; Arecales; Arecaceae
Source: RefSeq, a predicted model, not a curated record
UCACAGUCUCCCCUCCCUCGUUUCCGUCGGUCAUUCGCGUUAUAAAGAAGGCUACCCCCGUCCCCGCCAACUACGCUCGAAACCAAACAUCCAGCAAUGGCGGAAAAGAUCUCCAAGUUAGAGAUAAAAGUUGACCUAGGCUGCCGGUAUUGCUACAAAAAGAUUCAAAAGACUCUAUGCAAGCUCCAAGAACGGGAGAACAUAAAAACCAUCUCCUAUGACAAGAAGAACAAUACUGUCACAAUCUCCGGCCCCUUCGAUCCCGAGAAGCUCUCCAAGAAGCUCCGCUGCAUGGCCUGCAAGGUGAUCAUAGCCAUAAUAAUUGUAGUGGAGAAACCGAAGCCGCCGGCAACGCCGCCACCCCCACCAGUACCUUGCAAAUGUUGUUGCAAGGUGUGCAACAACAUUAAAAUCAUAUCAUGUGACCAUCACAAGGAUCCCAAAUGCACGGUGACCAAGAAGGUGAUCAAGGAUCCUACUCCCGAGAAGAAAAAGGAUGAUAAGGAUAAAAAAACUACCGAAAAAGAAACUGAAAAGGUGAUCAACGACAUUGAGAUCAUAGUAUGUGAGCAUGCAAAAUGCCCGGAUCCCUGCAAGGAGACGCCAAAAAAGGUAAAGUGUCCACCACCGUGUGAACCACCAUGUCCACCACCGUGUCCACCACCGUGUCCACCACCAUGUCCACCACCGUGUCAACCACCAAUUUGUCAGGUUUGUUGCUGGAUGCCCUCCUCUGGCGGGCACCAAGGAGGGUCUCGGUGUUACUCUUGUGGAAGGAUCUACGGAUGCGUGCCUGAUUGUCCACCAAUGCCCUUUGGUGGAACCUCUCAUGGAGGAUACGAGUUGAUUCUUAAGGAGGAUCCAUCAACGCCGUGUACCAUCAUGUGAUCAUGUGUAUCCGUGUUUUUCCUUUGCCAAGAAUAAUAACAAUAAUAAGGGUGAAGGAUGUUAGAUUUAUGGGAGAAUAAUGUGGAAAUGCAAUGUUAUUUCAGUGUAAUAUUUUCUUUUCGAAUAUUGUGUGAAAGGAAUAUUUUAUACAUGCUUGAUAAUGUGAAGUUUUUUUCUUA